GUCAUGUUUCUCCAAAUUCAAUAUUAUUUUUAAAAUAAAUGUUUGUAAAAAAAACUUGUGGUUUUGAAGUGAAAAUGAAUAAUCUAAUUAUUUCAUAACGAAUUACAUCUUCCCACAUUUUCAUAACUCACUGAUUAAUUUUCCUUUCAAGUAAUUUUUAUAUUUGCAAAACACUUGUGAGAUUAAGAAAAAAUGAAUAUUAGUCGUGUUUUCUUUGAAGAUUGUUUUAAAUCAAUGAAGACCAAAAAUUAAUCGAAUAGUUUGAUGCAAAAGAAAACCAACAAAUUAAUAAUCAAGUGAUAACAAUAUUUUUGAUUGCUCGAAAAGCUCACCAUGGUACUGAAAAUAACAAAGACUAAAAAAAAAAAGAGCAACAUAUGUUCACUAACAUAUACUCACAAAAAUGGCCUAACCCGAUGGCAUGAGAAGAUGGGAGAGGCCGCAGCCAAGAAGUGGAAGACCUAGGUUCGUGUUACUCCGGAUUAAGAACCAUAGAAUGCCAACAAGGAUGUCGCUAAGGAGUAUCCGACCAGAAACUGCAAGAGCUUUAAUGGUUCAGGUCUCAAGAGCAGGCAGCGGCGACUCUACCCCAAUCCACUGGUGGCACUUGGUCAGGAGCUCAAGGUACCUGUCCAACCCCCCAUGAUCUUGCAAUAAACAUUUUAUAAAUA
This is a messenger RNA of Nezara viridula (southern green stink bug), 671 nucleotides long. NCBI's taxonomy places the organism in Eukaryota, Metazoa, Arthropoda, Insecta, Hemiptera, Pentatomidae. The record is from the annotation of a GenBank genome assembly.